This is a messenger RNA of Cyprinus carpio (common carp), 7304 nucleotides long. RefSeq names its product nucleolar protein 4-like. NCBI's taxonomy places the organism in Eukaryota, Metazoa, Chordata, Actinopteri, Cypriniformes, Cyprinidae. The record is from RefSeq and is a predicted model, not a curated record.
UGAACGCGAGCACUUCCUGGAUCUGGACUGUCCCACCGCGCAUGGGACGCCGCUUAAACCCAUCCAUCCAUCCCACAGCCUCGUGGGUCAGUUAUAUGCCUCCUAUCUCAUGUUACACGCACAAUCCCGUUCUCCGUGUGGACAGGCGCGCGGAGCGUCGCGGUACGAGCUCAUUCUAACAGGUGGCGAGCGAUUCCAGGUGCAGCAGUUCAUCACUGAGCGACGGACGCUGAGAGGAUCGUUCGCUUCUUGUUAAAAGCAAUUCGUGGGCUCCUACGCGUAUUAACAUAGUCUAAUCAUCGUAUUUAGGGUAUUUAGGCGAGGGGCAGAUUGGUUUAAUUAGCCUUCAGCUUACAGGUGGGCGAAAACCGUUUGUAGGACGGCCCCUCUUUCAGUUCCUCAACAGGAGACGCGGGACUGUCAUUUGUUUGCCAUCCUGUGGGACAGAAGAAACGGCUCCGUUAACAGGUGCGAGGAUAGACGAAUACACCGGCGUUCAGUCGCGUGUUUGUGCAGAACGCGAUUUUAAGAAUAUUUCUAUUGGUGUUCGCCGUAAAUUAGGAGCUUUAUCUACAUAUCUAGCAUAUCUUCAAAGCCUCUUUCGUACCGGAGGAGGACCGAGAAAGCCAUGUCAACCAAAAAACGGGUGGAUUUAACGAGAAGGAGCCGAAGCCCCGCGGUGUCCGAGGCGGACAUGUUUGGUGAUUUUCAGGAGUGGUGCCUCCGCACUUACGGGGACUCCGGCAAAACAAAGACCGUCACCCGGCGAAAAUACAACAAAAUUCUGCAGACCCUCUUACAGAGCGACGACUCGGAGGGCGUCUAUAUCGAGAGCAACCACAUCAACGCCAAAUUUAAGUUCUGGGUCAAAUCCAAAGGUUUCCAGGUGGGCAACACUGACGGCAAGCCGAACGAGAACGGAGCAGCGGACAGACCGGUCUUGUACGUCCCCAUCAAGGCAACGUGUGUGGAUGGGGGCUCAGGGCUGGAGAACUCCUUUCUCAAGCGGGUCGCUGUGGUGGAGGACUUCUAUGACAUCAUCUAUGCCAUGCACGUGGAGAUCAGCUCCGACCCGGCCAAAGCACCCAAACACGCCGGACAGAAGAAAACGUAUAAAGCGAUAGCGGAGACAUAUGCGUUCCUGCCCAGAGAGGCGGUGACCCGUUUCCUGAUGAGCUGUGGAGAAUGUCAGAAGAGGAUGCACAUCAGCCCCAGCGGAGCAGAGUUCAAAGAAAACAACCAACCAACUUCUCUGGUGGCUGAUCUCAUAGACUACAACAUGCCCCUCACAACAACCUACUUGAAACAGAAGAAACUACAGUGCAUGAACAACAACGAGCAGGAUGACUGUUCAGUGAGUAGUGAGGAGUUUGAUAUGAGUGACCCCACAUGGAUAUCAGCUGAACGUCACGCUGCACUGCCUGACCUGAACCACACCUCCAGCACAGAUAGGAUGCACAGCCCGCAAAACACACACAAGGAAGAGGACGAUGAUUCAUCUUCUGAAAGUGGGAGUGGCAAUGGGAUUCGCACACUGACUCCUCCCUCAGUAGGUGUGGCCGGAGUGAGUGACAGUACGGGGACGGGGCCCAGAUCGGGCUCGUACGCUGAGGUUAACGGCAACGGAAACGGUACCGCGGCGCCACUCGACUUCAGCACGACUUCCUCGUCCUCAUCCUCAGAGGACCAGCAACCAGUCAACCUCAGCGACAGACUGAGUCAGGCCCUGCCUAGUGCUGCCGCCAUGCUGGCGACCUUUAACCCUGAGCACGCAGAGGAGCUGCGCAGAAAAUACCCCAAAUCCUCAGAGCUACGCCUUGACCGAGAUAUCAGGGACUUUAAUAACAAGUCUCCUCAAUACAGUUCAGGCAGCUAUGAUUCAAUAAAGAUUGAGAUAUGCCCUGAAGAUCUAACUGUUGGUCGGCCUCAGGCGGCUGACGAUGAUGACGAUGACCAUGAUGACCACGACGAUAGCGAUAAGAUCAAUGAUGUAGAAGGAGUGGAUCCAGAGAGGUUGAAGGCUUUUAAUAUGUUUGUGCGUCUCUUUGUGGAUGAGAACCUGGACCGUAUGGUGCCAAUCUCUAAACAGCCUAAAGAGAAGAUCCAGGCCAUUAUUGAGUCCUGCAGCCGUCAGUUCCCAGAGUUCCAGGAACGCGCUCGCAAACGCAUUCGUACCUACCUCAAAUCCUGUCGCCGGAUGAAGAAGAACGGCAUGGAGCAGACUCGACCCACGCCACCCCACCUGACCUCAGCCCUGGCUGAGAACAUUCUAGCAGCCGCCUGUGAGAGUGAAUCACGCAAAGCUGCCAAAAGAAUGCGCAUGGAUGUAUACCAGGCACACGAUGAGACAUUAUCUCUGGAUAAGGCAGUCUCUCGUGAGCCGGUCUCGCUGACCCACUCUGCGUACUCCCUUGCUGCCUCGGCCUACUCCCAGGACCAGCUAUACAUUAAUGGAGGCCUCAACUACAGUUAUCGUGGUUUUGGUGGACUGUGUGCCAGCAUGCAACACCCUGCGUCCCUGACAACAGCUACCACCCAGACCAACGGGCCUACUGAUCUCAGUAUGAAGUCUCUGGCCUCAAAUUCGUCCCCGUCAAGCUCCAGUAGUCUCGGCAGGAACGGAGGAGGAGGCGGGGCUUCCGCUCAGCUCAGCCAUACAGAAGUGGCGGCAGUGCGUCAGCUGAUCGCAGGAUACCGUGAGUCUGCGGCCUUCCUGCUACGAUCGGCAGAUGAGCUGGAGAACCUCAUACUACAACAGAACUGAACCGAUUCUCAACACUCUGUCUAAACACAUACCCUCGUCCCUCACAUGAUCCUCAUCAGAGGUUUUCCAGUCACUGAGAAAAACCAUCUGGCUCUUAAAGAUGUUAGAAAAGAGAGAAAACACACAGCUUCAUCAAGCUUUUGCUUUUAUAUCAUUUCGACGAGAAUGCCCAAGAGAUGGAGAUGAAUCUCUGAAGGACACUGCGGUGCAGAAGCGCACGGUUCGAUGCGUCCUCUACAUACUGCUCCCACAUUUCAUGCCUUCUCCACGGCCUCCCUCUGUUUAACCGCCAUUCGUUCCCCACUGAGAGCCAUCGAUUUCUGAUUUUCUUUGCUUUUAGCUACUUCAAAGGAGGAAUUACGGCACGCCAGUCCUCCAGACGAAUGAAGACACUUUUGAUUUAGAGGCGUAAUGGAAAGAAAGAAGAUAAAAAAAACUAAUAGACCUUUGUAGUUGCUGUAAAUAAGCACUCGCAGUGUCCUGAAGCACUUUUCCAUUCGUUCUGACCUCUGAAUCAUUAAUUUAUGCAUAUACUGUAGAUACACAGGUGGAAGCUCACCUGGAAAUACCUCAGCCUGUCUGUCCCGCUCUCUCUCUCCCAGCGUUCCCCUCUCUGUGUGUGGGAGAAGAAAAUGAUCACUUGUCCGUCCUCUACUUCACAGUCCACUGAUUUGGGCAUCGAAAGCAGAGAGUGGGAGUGAAUUUGUUUCUGUAAUUGAACUGCAGAUUUUCUUUUCCACCUCCUCCAAAUGUGUUGUACUGUAUAUAUUCCAAUCCAUUUUAAGGUAUUGAUGGCAAAAAUACACUGGACUUGUUUUGGGAAUGGACCUUUCCUGAUGCAUUUAACAGAUGCCAACUCUUUGUUUCCUCUGUACGGGUCACCCUCUGUUCUCCUCUUCUCUAUGUGUCCUUCCAUUUCUCCUGUACGUCCUCUCUCCUCCUCCACCUUAUUAUUCUGCUCUGGAGGGAGAUGGAGAAUGGAAGCUUGUUAGUCUUUUAUCUGUUGACUUCUCUUAAUGGCCAUUAAUCCACUCUGCUGCUAUGGACUCCAACGUAACGCCACAGACCUGAAACCUCAAGCCUCCCAAACACAACCAGAGCACCUCAAGGCGAAAAAAAAAAAAUACCAAGGCAAAAAAAAGUCCGAAAUGGAAGCCAAAUCCAAAAGAAAGAUAAAAAAAAAAAACUGCCGUUUUGCAUUCUGGUCGAGAGUGUUUGAUUUAAUACUGAGGGCUGCUUGUGUUUGCUUUUGUUUGAUUUGUUGUAAAAGCGCGGUGUGUGCUUAAAUCUCAAGAUCAACUGGGAUCAAACCGUCUUUGGCACAAGAGCUUGGCACGCACUCAUACACGAACACACGUACGACACGAACAGACCCGCUAAAGGGUCUUUAGUGAACUGAAUAUUUAACAGGAGAGGUUUAAAAAUGUGUAGUUAGUGAGGUAGAUUUGUUUAGGGACUGACUGACAGUCAUGUCACUGUAAUUUGCUCCAUUUGCACACAGAGGCAGCGCUAAUCUGUGAUUGAGGAGCUCGGCGCCGGCUCCGUGUUGCACUGCUAGUGGGGGAUGGAGAAAGAAUAUCGCAAUGCAGAAGAUAAUCAAACGCAUUUCUGGCCCUAAAGGAGACAGACUAAUACAGAGAGGCUACCAUGACAUGACAUUCAUAAUCACAUGACCGGGACCUACUUAUGAUUGAAAGCCAUGAUGAUGUGUGCACUUGUGCAAUUUUGACACCCCUGCUCAAAACACAACAGUGCACAUGUAGAAGUAAUGUUUUCUUGAUGUGUUAUAUUUAUGGUAGGCCUUCACAGUCCAGCCUCCCACUUCGAUAUUGAGUUAUUGAUUAGAAUUGCUAUAGAUGUGAAGACAUAUGCAAAAUUGACAGCGUGAGGCCUCUGCUCUGUUUAACAUUGCUCUGAUCACAAAAGGGUCCUUGACCUCUCUCAUCUCUGACUGGCUUUGCUAUUUCUUUUAUUUCAGGAGAGAACUUACAGUAAUUAGGAAAUAAGGGGAGAUAUUUAAAUAUUUAAUAAUAUUUAAAAAUGUUACAUUUCCAAGUUUAAAAACAAAAUAAAUAAAAUAAGAAACCUUAAUGCAUGCUUUAUACAUAUAUACAGUAUGUAAUACAUUUAUUUGAAAUAUUUUUUAAUUCAAUUGACAAAUUUGAAAAACAAGUCCUCUCUCCUUAUGUUCUAUGCUGUUGCCAUUUCUGUUCAUCUCUCUCUGUCUCACCUGCUUUUCUUUUCCACGUUGUCCGCAGUAGACACAGAUGUUGAGAGGUCAGGUAAUAGAGAAUUGUAGCUGCUGUCUCGGUCAUCGGUCUUUCUCUCGUUGAGGUCUGAUAUGGGUCCCGCUGCUGAUUAUACGCCAACCACACAUGCUACCGAGCUCUUCUCUGGAUUUCUAAAACCGUACAACGGAGACGGAAUUGCAAACCGCAUCUGUGUGAAAAGAAGCCGAAAAAAGCGAAGCGUUCAUCUGUUCGUACGGUGUUUCUUCUCUCCAGUUCACUCAAGGACAGCUACUGAAAAACAAACUGUAAAACAAGGCAAACGACAAUCUUGACAAAGGUGUAACUAGUUCACAGUUUUGUUUCCAUGCUCUGUGUUUUUCGUGUGCGCUCGUACAGCGCAGUGUGUCCCGGGAGAGUGAGGGCUAUUUUAGCCAUAAUCAGAGCAUCUCUCUCUCUUGGAUCCGAGUUCUCACGCUAGCCGCUGAGGACGCCUUGUGGCCCACUGUCGAAAACCUUUUUAUCCGAUUCCUAUUUUUAUUAUAAUUAUCUCAAUUACUAUUAUUUUGUAAUUCUUUUUGUAUGGCAAGUGGUCUUUUCAGAACCGUUUUGUACCGACAUCACAUGUGAAGUUUGUCCUGUAUGCCUAUAACAUUCCAAACAAGGAUGUCAACAUGCCAAGCAGCCAGCCAAACCACGGUCACAUCGGAUUGCAGAUACACACACCGAGGGCGAAAUCAAUCCCACGCCGCACAGGCUUUAAAGUGUUAGUUACGUCGAGAGCCUGAUGCCUGAUUUCCCUUGCGCCACAAACCCCAAAGAACUGUUAUCUCUGUACUGUAUGACUGAGAUGUUUGGGAAACUGUUUUCUGAUUAGUUAUGCGCCGUGCCUUUAAAGGGGCUUAACCGAACUGAUUGUCAUAUAUAUAUAUAUACACACGUAUGUCCCUUUAUUGUAUUAGAAACCCCUUCAGCUCUCCAUAUCUGCUGUCAUAUGGUACCUCAGAGCCCCUUCAAGGUGUCUUUUUUUGUUCAAUCAGCACCGAGAUCUACUGUGAUAUAAACUAAACAGGCCACCUGUCAUUAAGACACCACACACAAACACAUACGGGUUCAGGCUUUGCAUUCAGGUGUGACUCUGGUUAUGGUUGCUGCUAAACUACACAACUUAAGAAAAAUGCUCUGGUUUGAUCAGAUGUAAAGCUCUGAAAAAAAAGAAAGAAAUGGAAGAAGAAAAAAACAACUUGACUUUUAUUUUUCUACCACAGUGGUGUACAGCUGCAUUCAAGUUCAUGUGGUUCCCCUGUUUUAGUCUGUUCUCUUUUCUAAUUUGUUGGUGCUUUGGAUCUUUACCAUCCCGUCUCGGUUUCCUCCUGAUUUCUCCUGUAUAAGGAGCUGCUGCUGUCGGCUCUGGUUUUGAUAUGUACCUAAUACCAAUGUGAAACUGUCUCUUUCCUUCUCAUUUUGGACUCAGUGGAAGUGUGAUGUUUACAUGUACAGAUUUUUCAGAUUCGCUUUCUUUUUUGUUGUUGUUCUCAUUUUGUUGUUGUUUUUAAUUCAAAUGCUUUCCCUUCUUCUGUUCGGGCACUGCUUAAUUUGAUCUGAUUCCUUUAUAGUGAAGGGAAAUGGGACUUGCAGCAAUUUUCCAUGCAUUUACAGUAAGACAAGACAGUGUUUUUGUUUGGGAGACCCCCAUCACUGACCCCAAUCACUUUCUUUAACUGCUGUCAACAUACACAAAAUGAAGAAGGUUUGUUGUAAAUGAAUCUUUUCCUCUGACCAUUAGGGACAACACGGCCGUCUGUUCCUUAAUGAUUAAAAGCCAUUAUCACACCCUUCGUUGUGUGCAGACAUCAAGUAUUAGAAUAAGAACAGCAGAGUGAAAACCUCAGGUAAAUUAUUGCUGGUUUAUAUUUGAACAAGAAGUCCUAUCGGCAACCCAUUUCCCACUUAAAUACCAUAAUAUAUAUAAAAUUAAUCUUUUUUUAUUUUUUUUAUUUAUUGUGUUAUAUAUGAAUACUUUUUCAGUACAUGUGGCUAAAUAUUUUAAUUCUUUAGAAAAGUGUUGAUGCAUACAUAUGUGAAGAAACUGAAAGACUGAAUGAAAAUGAAAAAAAAAAAUCAAUUUUUGUGUUUAAUGCAAACAGCAUGGGCGGCUCCUAACAUAUCACUUUCAUUAAUGAAAACCAAUGAUUUGAGAUGAAGCUUUCUCCAGUGGGAUGUCACUGACAUGACAUUGUGACUUUUUUUUCCUCCCAAGCUGUACGUCACAAAGCUAAAUAUACUAAUAAAACAGUGUGCUAUAUAUCAAA